Solea senegalensis (Senegalese sole) is the source of this 4455-nucleotide messenger RNA. RefSeq names its product WASP homolog-associated protein with actin, membranes and microtubules. Lineage: Eukaryota; Metazoa; Chordata; Actinopteri; Pleuronectiformes; Soleidae. Gene Ontology annotation, biological process: endoplasmic reticulum to Golgi vesicle-mediated transport; Arp2/3 complex-mediated actin nucleation. Bases 5 to 2353 code for a protein of 782 amino acids. The record is from RefSeq and is a predicted model, not a curated record. Gene Ontology annotation, molecular function: actin binding; Arp2/3 complex binding. Gene Ontology annotation, cellular component: cytoplasm; endoplasmic reticulum-Golgi intermediate compartment membrane. The transcript has 11 exons.
UAGGAUGAGCAGCGUCGAGUGUGAGCGUAUGGACAGUCUGGAGGGCUGGGUGGCGGUGAAAAGCAACAUAUUCGAGGAACCAGAGACGUUCAAGUUGGGUUUCAUCGUCCAGUGGAGCGUCAUCGAGUCUAAGUUCGCCGUCACCUGCCAUAACCGGACGUUACAGCGGCUCAAACGCAGAGCGGAGGUCGGUGUGAGCGGCGGUGACCCUCAGCUGAGCUGGGCCGGACUCUUCUCCGUGGACGACCUGAAACACAUCCACCAACAGUUUUCGUGCGUGGCAGACGUGCUGACAGUCUGCUUCCCGGACCUGUCCGAGUUCGAGGAGGGGAACAUUUGGGAUUUGCUGCUCCUGAAUCGGACGUGGUCAGCCCCGGAGGACAAUGGCAGGGAUUUUGACACGCCGUGCCGGAGACUGGAGAAGUACUUCAGCACAGCCAUCGACACCUGCGGCCGCAAAAUUGUUCUCGACACGUUGUUCCCGCAGCAGGACGAGAGAGACGUCGAGGAGUAUUUCGAGAACAUGCAGGAGUUCAAGAGGAAGACCAUGCAGGAGGAGAUGAGCAGGGUCAAAGGUCAUCUGCGACAGUUGCUGCAGAGUCAUGGCAGCGCAGACAGAAUGGUGGCGCUGCUGCGUCUCUAUGAAGAGGAGGACAUGGUCUACCAGGACCUGGUCUCUGUGGCCACCACCUUCUUCCACUAUCUGCUGCAGCCUUUCAGGGACAUGCGAGAGCUGGCCUGCCUCUACAAGAUGGAGAUCCUGAAGUCUUUAGAGUUUGAGGACUUGGGUCCUAAGAGAAUCGCAGCCCUGGAGAAGGAAGCGGAGGAGUGGAGAACGAAAGCAGGAGACGCAGUCGCCUCCAUUCAGGACAUCACUGUCAACUACUUUGCGCAGACUUCUAAGGCUUUGGCUGGUAUGUUGAAGGAGAUGGAGGAGGACAGGUGUCGUUUUGGACCAGCUGCCUGGGCGUCUGCAGUUCCCCGGCUGGAGAAACUACGCUUCCUGUUGGCCAAAGAAACACUACAGCACAUGAGAGCGACAGAGAUGUGCCUCAACCGAAAGAAAGACAGCAUCAGAGAGAAGCUGAGUGGCCUGUCCGGUGUCCAGAGCCAGAGACCUGACGCGUGGUCUACGUCCGAGGACGGAGAGCACACGGACACGGUGGACCAGCUGGAGCUGCGCUUCUACGAAACCCAACUGGAGCUGUACGACGCCAAGUUUGAGAUCUUAAAGAACGAGGAGCAGCUGCUCUUGGCGCAGAUAGGCACAGUGCGACGGCAGAUCAAAGAGCUGAAGGAGGAGGUGGUUUACUACGACGUGUGUGAGGAUGAAGAGGAGCUGCAGAGCAUGGUCCACACCAGCGUCCAGCAUGCGGACUCUCCGGCUGUCAGUCAUCUCAAAAGACGCCUGCGCAACCUGGAGGCCAAGCGAGGCAACAUCUGUGCCCGACGCGCUUAUCUCCGCAACAAGAAGGAUCAGUGCAUGGACGCCCAAGAACAGAAGCAGAUGGCAGCCAAGCAGAGCACAGACAGCUACACCCAGCAUCAUCAGGUUCACCUGAAACGAGAGAAGAAAAAAGAGGAGGAUCAGAGGAGGAAAGACUGGGUGGACCAGGAGCGAGAGAAGACUCUGAGCAGAUUACGCUCCUUCAGACAGAAGCGACAGGGCCAGUACAUCCUGAAGACUCCUCACUCCAGGUCCGAAGUCCCGUGUCCCUCCCAGCCGCUGUCCAUCAUCAGCCUCGGGCCUUCUGUCCCCUCUGUAGAUCCCUCGCUCUUUGUCCGUCCUCAACCCAGACACAAAAAAGCAACCAAGAAGCGUCCGCCUGAAGACAUCCCUGUCCACAUCUAUGCUGCACCACCGCCGCCGCCACCACCUCCACAUACUUACAUCCCUCCUGCGCCUCUUCUGCCGCCUCCACCUCCACCUCCACUGCCCCCUGCUGUCCCUCCUCCUCCACCACCACCACCUCUCCAAGAAGACACACCGAAGGCUCUCAGUGAAAAAGAGGAGCCUCCUUUCCCUGCCAAGAACAUGCUCAAACAAAAUACAGGAACAAUGGACGAAGUGUUGGCCUCGCUGCAGCGUGGACAGAUUCAGCUGCGAAAGGUCCCCACUCACUGGACAGCGUCCCCCGCUGAGGACCCAAGGAGCAGCCUGAUGUCCGCCAUACGUCAGGGCGUCAUGCUGAAGAAGGUGGUUCCUUCGCGAGCCGAGGCCCCGAGCGGCGGAGACAACGAGCUGGAGCGAAGCAUCAAAGCCGCCAUGAUGAGGAUGAAGAACGUGGCGGGCGACUCUGACGACGAGGACAGAGGAGACGAGGAGACACAGAGCACAGAGUGGGACAGCUGAGCGCACACACACACACACUCACACACUCACUGCCACGGCCACACUGGUUGCGUGUGCAGUGGAGCGACGGCUGCUGUCGAAACGGCUGCCAUUGUACAAUAAGACUUCUGCCUGAAAUUCAUUUAAAGGCUUAUUCUAAGAUGACAAAAGCCAACUAGUUUUUAUUUUAAUUUUAAUUUUAAAGUGAGUCGUACAUACAAUUUCUACCAAGCAAUCUUCUUCCUACACGUUACACACAGACCUGUCCCACAGGAAGCUGUGGAGCUGCUGCUAUGAGUUACUCAAAUUAAAAUAAAAUGAUUUAAUAGGUAAUAAUGCUUUUUGAAAUACUUUUCUUCUGUACUGAACUGAAUGCUACGACGUUUGUGUAUGAACUUCCAAAUCCAAAAGAAUGGAUUGAGGGAAAGGAAACAGAAAAAGGCUUUUAAUUUGAAAGGGGUUUGAAUUUUUCCUUCUCUAUUUUUGCUGACAAAACACACACACACACACAGAGUCCGAUGUAAUCUGAUUACACGAAGGCCUAAAUGAAAAAUUAACGCGCUAUGGGACGCUGCACACGCUGCACACGCAUCCACCGUGGUCCAGGUUUUGACUCCUCCUCCCUCUUUCAUCGAGCAUGUGUCGCUGCCAAGUUUUCCACAAGUGCUUCUCUCUCGUCACAAGUGAUGAAAGUGUAUGUAUGUAGAGAAUGUUUUAAAUUAGCCGGGUAUGAGGAUGUAGUCUCUUUAAAAGAAAAAAAAAAGCACUUACUCAGGAGAAGAAGCCUUGUGAUUGUACGGUUAGUGUCGAUGAGUGAAUUUGUCCCAGCUGCUCUCUCUCUCUCUGUGUUUAUUUGUAUUUAUAUCUUUGUGAGGUCUUUUUCAGAUUUUAGAGUUAUGGUUGCGAUGGUUAAGGGGUUUAAGGGAAUUGCAUUAAGAUGCAUUAUGAUGUGUCCUCACUAAGAUAUAAAGACAAGUUUGUGUCCACCAUCACAAAUACUCAAAUACUCGUGUGUCUAAACCAGAGAAGCCCAACAUUUUUCCACCAGAGGGACAAAAAUCAACACUGGGAUCCUUUACUGAAUAUUCUUUUUAAACAAUAACAUAAUUAAAUGACAACUUUACGUUGUAUUUUUCUGGCACAGAACCUUUGGUAUAAUGUGGUGCCUCCAUCAUGACUUUGAUAUAUGCUUGAGAAAAUGCAAUUUCUGAAACGAUACUGUUAUUUCUUCUCUCUCUAAUGCCAGAACACAGGGAGAGAAUUCUAACUUCUUUUUUUCUUCUAACGAUGGAAGUGCUUUUAAAAAGCAUGUGACAGGUUAAUGUUUGUUCUUUUGGCCAAAGUCUUUGAACGUGACUUAACUGAACCUGUUAAUACUGUGUGUCAUGAAUGAGGCUGCGACUAAACUUUAUUUUCCAUUAUUAUCUAUUCAUCUGGUGAGUCUAUUCUCAAAUAAUUGAGUACAUGUUGACACAGAAUGUCAAUCAGUGUUUCCCAAACCUGGAAAUGAUGUUUUUAUUUCGUUUUUUUUAUUGAUUUCUCUGGCACAUGGAGCAAAGAAAGCAGAAAAUAUUCCCAUUUUAAGUUGGUUGCGGCCCUGAUCACGAACAAACAGCACAAGUGUGUAGCAAACAGGACAAAGUGGGAGAAAAAAAAAACUGUGCACUUAUUCUGAAAAACUCUGAUUCUGAAGAGACGUGUACAGAAGACGAUUAGAGCCACACGAGAAAUGAAAGAAGUCAUCCAUCAUCUACUGCUUUAUCCUCAACAUGAGGGUCGCAGGUGCCGCAGGGCGAAAGGCGGGGCCACACAACCAUCCACUCUCAGUUACGAUCAAUUUAGAACGUCCAAUUAGCCUAAUCCCCAAAUGACUGCACUUGAUUUGCCAGAUUAGGGUGUAACUGGGGCCUUUUUGCCGCAAAGAUUGAAAUAAUCUACACUUGGAGCUAUGAUCAAAUUAAAGUCAGAAUUCUGAUUCAUGUUCAGACUUUUUUCUCACGUGGCCCUAAUCCUCUUCUGUAGAUGUGGAACUUUAUUCUACUCGGGUGUUUUUCAGACAAGCUGAGGCUGAAACACGCGUGUACUGCUGUGUUUUUAUUAAUAAACGAUGUAAAAAAAAAAAA